Alternaria viburni is the source of this 1851-nucleotide messenger RNA. RefSeq lists its product as uncharacterized. NCBI's taxonomy places the organism in Eukaryota, Fungi, Ascomycota, Dothideomycetes, Pleosporales, Pleosporaceae. Gene Ontology annotation, biological process: regulation of transcription by RNA polymerase II. The transcript is spliced from 3 exons. The coding region runs from base 1 to 1851 and encodes 616 amino acids. The record is from RefSeq and is a predicted model, not a curated record. Gene Ontology annotation, cellular component: nucleus.
AUGGCUCACGACUUCGAGCUUUACUCCAACCCUCAAGAACAGCAUCUAGAGUUUCACCACAACCAACCUUAUGUGCCUGCCUCAACAUAUGCCAUGGAGCACGCCUUCAGCGCUCCCUUUGACCCAAUGGCUACUCUUGCAGACCUCCAACGGCCACAAGAUCUGCAAUACCACUACGAUGCCAUCGCACAAGGUGUCAAGCCAUAUCAGUAUCAAACCCCAGCAGGCUCUCCACAUUCCACUUCACAUUCUUUCCACGAAAUCCCCCCUGUUCUUUCGGCAUCUUCCGAAUCUGGCGCUUCAGUGUCGUCUUCUGCAAUGGGCUCCCCAUCACUUGUUCCGCAAUUCAACGAGUCGUGGCACACACUGGGACUCGGUGCCUCUUCUGGCUAUGACUACUCAGGGAUGGUAGCGGCUGAUAAGUCGUAUGUGGAUCCUAAUCUCAUUCAGCCCUUCCCAUUCGCACCUCAAAGCCCAUACCCUGAGAUCAGGGCUACUCCAUCUCCCUAUUUCCCCAUUGUCGAGCAGCCGCCUUCCCCAGCUCUCUCUCAACUCUCAUCGCGCACCCAGAGUCCCGGUUCGGCACACAUUAAAGGAGGUAGCGCUAGCCCAUACCUACACACUCAACGAUAUCAGCCUUACCCUCAACCUGGCGGACAACGGCGAGGCUCCGUCGUCUCUGUCCAAUCACAAAACUCAGGCACCAGCCGCAAGAGUGGAAGCAGCUAUGACAAGGAUGAGACCCGCGAAAAGGGCAUGUGCCCACUGCCUGAGUGUGGACGCGUCUUCAAAGACCUGAAGGCGCACAUGCUCACACACCGUGCUGAACGACCAGAGAAAUGCCCUAUCGCGACCUGCGAAUACUACUCGAAAGGUUUCGCAAGGAAGUAUGACAAGAAUCGCCACACACUCACACACUACAAGGGUACCAUGGUCUGCGGCUUCUGUCCAGGUAGCGGUUCAGCGGCUGAGAAGUCGUUCAACCGCGCUGAUGUCUUCAAGAGGCAUCUUACAUCUGUUCACGGUGUCGAGCAGAACCCUCCCAACAGCCGCAAGAAGAGCCCAUCUGGCCGCAAGGCUUUCGGUGGCUCGCAGCCCAGUGUUGCUGGUACUUGCUCCACUUGCUCGGUCACCUUUGCCAACGCGCAAGAGUUCUACGAGCACUUGGACGACUGUGUGCUCCGCGUCGUUCAGCAAACCGAUCCCAGCGAGGCCAUCAACCAACGCCUGCUCACAUCGGUUGCAGAGGAUCCAGAUGUCACCGAGACACUCGAUCGCAAUGGUCUGUCUAAGAGCAUCGAGUACACUGUUCCCAGCUACGAUGAAGACGAAGAGGAUGACUUCGAAGAAGACGAGGUCGACAACGACGACCACGAAGAUGCCACUUACGGCUCUCGUGUCGGCGCAACGCAGCACGUCGGGGGUGGCAACCACCUACCAAACCACCAAUCCUCCUCUCGCGUCCAGAAGUCGGGCCCUCGGGCCGGCCUUACCUUCUCCAAAGGAGGCGUAGCCAUCACCGGCUCUGGACGCAAGAAGCGCAAGAACUACCCCGUAUCCUGGGGUUGCGCAACCGACAAGAUGAAGAUGAAGAAGCGCGUCUUGUGCGUAUACGACGGCCAGAGAAGGCUGUGGAAAGACGACAUGAUGCUCGAUCAAGAGUUUGAAGUGCGCAUGAAGCUGCCUGACGGCAAGUCUUACGUCACGGAUCUGGACGUUCAGACCUUCAACCGCGCAGAUGCCCUGCAUUCCGCGACGAGGGAGGAGAGAGGACCUUGGGUGCCCGACAACAUUGUCGGCGGCAUCAACGGGGUGAGCAUGGAGACAGCACCACUAGAGUGGGGUCUCUGA